Molecule: messenger RNA, 3604 nt
Organism: Plectropomus leopardus (leopard coralgrouper)
Lineage: Eukaryota; Metazoa; Chordata; Actinopteri; Perciformes; Serranidae
Source: RefSeq, a predicted model, not a curated record
AUGCGCGGUGCGUCCUCUGUGCGCUCUACUGUUUGCAUUGUGUCUGAACUGAACUGCCGGCUGAGCUUUAAAAAUAUUAAACCCACCGCGGCAAUGUCGGGCAGGUCGGUCCGAGCGGAGACCCGGAGCAGGGCGAAAGAUGACAUCAAGAGGGUCAUGGCCGCUAUUGAGAAAGUACGAAAAUGGUCCGGGAGAGAAGGAGGCUCGGUUGACGACUCCAGAGAGACAGCUCCUCUCCCGGGAAUGAUGGACAUGCACGAUGAUAACAGCAACCAGAGCUCCAUCGCCGACUCGUCUCCGGUUAAACAGGAAAACAGUUGUAGCACCAGCCCCGCCCCCGAGCCCACCGCCACGUCUCACCGCGAGAGCAGCGAGGCCAAGACUGACCAGAGCCCGGACAGCAAGAGGGGUAAGACCACCCCGUCAUCAGAGACCUCAGAGAGAGCACAAAGUGCCAAGAGAGACAGUCUGUCCUCAGGAGACAAGGACUCUUCAGACAGCAAAGCCACUCAGGACCUAGAGGAGGAGGCCCCGCCCAGCAAGAAGAGCAAAGUGGAGUCCUCGUCUCAGGACUUUGAGGAGAGUUAAAUGUUUGGGGCUGAGUCAUUCCUCUCCUCCUCUCCUCCUCCCUCCCUCUGCACCUCCCUCCGUUAACUCUAGAUAAUUUAGGGCUAAUGGAUGCACCGGCUCUCCUCUCACCACCCCACCUCCCCUCCUCCAGACCAAAGGGAGAAUGGACGUCUCUCUUCCUCCUCUUCCUCCUCCUCCUCCUCCUCCUCACACUCCUCUGCCACAGAGGGAGAAUGGAUAUUACCUCUAUUCACUGGUCCCCUCCGUGCUUCCUUCCAGUUUCUCCACUUUUUCACUAAUGCCAAGAGAAGCUCUGAACCGCCGGGGGCCGCGGUCCCCCUCCGUGACCAGGGGGGCGCCGCCACCGUCACCCGAGCCCCACCCCCACCCCCAGCCACCGCCAGGCCAGACGACAAACACUGACCUGCAUCUGUGACUAGAAAGAGUUAACACUGGGGAUCUGAGAUUAGGACGAGGUUGACUCCGGGCGCCGCUCUGAGACCCGUUUUUCUGCUCCCGGUUCAGCUCAGGAUGAGGCUGACCUGGUCUCAGAUCGGCGGCGGCGGCGGCUGAACCUCCACCCUAAGACCACGUCACGUCAAUCCUCCCGAUUCGCCUCCUGUUAGACUAAUGUUCUAUAUUUGUUUAGGAAACGUUUAGGGUUUUUUUCUCAGGAGGGUCAAUGCACUGUUAUGGUAUGUCACAAUCGAUCACAGAUAGAUUUGCUGCUGUAGUGGAAGUCUUUUUUCUCUAUCCAUGAAAAGUUCUCCAGUCAUAUUUUUGUUUUUUGAGUUAGUUUGUGGUUUGUAGAAGAUGAAGAAGAAGAAGAAGAAGGUACUGGUUAAGAUAAACUCUCGGAUAAGUAGUGAGGACAGGUAGCGUAGAUCCUGAAGGUGUGCCUUGAGUUGCUACGAUUAAAUUUUAGGUCAAGCAGGUUUUGAAUUUUGGUGCCAUGUUUUGUUUUGUUUUGUUUUUUUGCCUUAUAAUCAUCACUAAUUAGCAUGAUCCAAUAUUUAUUCAACUACAACACUUUUUAUUUGAAGGGAUAGUUCAACAUUUUGGGAAAUAUUCAGAACAAAGGGAAACUGCUUACCUGUUUUUUUGGGGUAUUUUUUGCAAAUUAACCCCAUAAAGAGUUUUUUUUUUGUCAGCCAGCCCAGAAGGUAGCAUCGCCUGGUUCCUGUGAUAAAAAGCCUGUGGGAUUUUUCCAUCGGAUUUUGGAUUAUUCAUUAUUUAGGGGAAAGACCUUUUGUAUUUCACAUGUUUUUUUUCUUAAAAAUGAACUGGUUGCAUAAAGGUUCACUUGUGUCGGGCUAGUGCAAGCCAAAUUAACUGCAACUCCCUUUGUUUUUUUUGUUCUUUUUCACUUCUUGAGGGAAAAAACGAAACUUUUUGUGCAGAUUAAACAAACAACAUAACGUGUUCAUUAGUUUAACCCCUUACAUCCUGGAUCAACAUGGCUUUUCUUACGCUGCGUUCAGAUGCCUUCACGAGUAUUUAAACCGUCGAAAUCUGAGUAAUUUGGUUUGCAAUCUUUUGAAAACAUUAAGGAAAAAGGGCAAAUAGCAAAAUGUGCUGUAAAUUUCAAUAAAUUUGUAGAUUUAGAAGAUUAUUUUAAAAAAAAGCUUGGGAAAAAUGUCAUGAGAACUAUAUUUAUAAUCAUGACAAUUAGAUUUUAAAAUUAUCUUAUAGGAUCAUUAUUUUAAGCAGCUUUUUUCCAGGUCUUUUUUUUUUAUAUAUUUUACUUCUUUUUUUUUUUAAAUUUCCAGUAAUUUUCUUGUAUUUUCUAAUAGUCUCUUGCAGUUUUUUUCUUCUUUCUUUGCCUUCUUCGUGUGUUUUUGAAGUUAAGUUCCUCAGGUUUAUAACUGUUAAAGGUGCUGAUUGGCUGAUAUUUUCCCCCUUUGAACAGAACCAGGCUGACUGUUUCCUUUUUUCCAGUUUUUAUGCUGAGCUAACCAUCUCCUGGCUGCUGUAGCUUCAUUUUUACUGCACUGACAUGAAAAGUUUUUUUCCCAAAAUGUGGAACUACUCCUUUAAAACGGUUUGAGACUGGAAUUUGAACACUACCCAGAAGGACUUACUUUUCUGGUUAUUUAACAUCUGCAAACCUCAUCAUUCAGAGUUCCCGGCCGCUGGUGUGUUUGUGCUUCAGCUGGAGUUUUUUUCCUUCACUCUGACGUAGAAACAGACCAGUUACUGGGACUGGUUUCCCACCAUCAUGACUGGUAUUCAAUCACGUCUCACCUCUGUUCAUGUUCUGCGUGUCACUACUUAUCUCUGACAGAAGGGUCCGGUGUUUUUAGCUCGAGCGUUGGUUCUGAUCCCCCUAAAGGUGCUGUCUAUCGGCUGAAUCUAUACACGUGUGGCAUCAAGCAAGCUCUCGGUUUUUGUGCAGAUUUGUGCAAUUUACUUGAACUUUAUAUAUAUAUUUAGUGCGGAUUCAGACCUGUGACCUCUAAUGUACAACCUCACACACGUUCAGAUUCAGUUUCAUCAACAUUUACUCGCAGAUACAGAUUGAAAUCAAUUGAAUCACUGCAAACCAAUGACUUCAUGACGUAACAGGGGCUAUAAGAAGUACUUUUACGACGCAGAAUUACUUGAUCCGAUUUCAGCAAAUCAGCAUUCACAUGGAUGGAGAGAAAAGAAAUUUUUUAAAUUGUCUCAGUUUAGAGGAUGGAUUAGCAUAUACCUCAUUCCCAGUCCAGCAGCGCUGGAACUUAAAAUGCUAUUGUAUUGACAUUAACAGUUAUAAACAGCAUUAUGUACACUCAGUUUUAAAAAAAUCUCACUUAUGUUGUAGCUUUCACCUGAUUGAGCCGAUUGCUUAUAGUUUGCUCAUAACUGUGUGUUUAAAACAAAAAAAGAGCUGUGAGAUAUAAAAUCUUGUAUGUUUUUUUUUUCUUGGGACCAUUUUGUUUCACUUUAGAUCUUGUACAGAUUUAUGGUUUGGUUUGACUUAUUUAUUCCAUCAGUAGUGCUUGGUUUUUAUCAUGUCCAAUGGUUUGUUUUCUUAAUAAAAUUCACAAAAAGA